This is a messenger RNA of Pelmatolapia mariae (spotted tilapia), 4517 nucleotides long. RefSeq lists its product as uncharacterized. The record is from RefSeq and is a predicted model, not a curated record. Gene Ontology annotation, molecular function: protein binding. The transcript has 8 exons. The coding region runs from base 279 to 1373 and encodes 364 amino acids. NCBI's taxonomy places the organism in Eukaryota, Metazoa, Chordata, Actinopteri, Cichliformes, Cichlidae.
GGAGCGCUGUGAUUGGUCAGAAUGUUUGUGGCUGUGGGAUUGUGGACCCUCUGUCCCACAAGCCCCUCCCUGGUUUUUCCUUCCCGAAGUUUUUCUCUCCUGAACUUUGACGCUGAUCGUCUCCGUGUGAAGCUCCGUGUUAAGUUCACGGUAACGGACUCACAGCUGGACCGAGAGGCUGACCCGCCCUGAGCUCUGAGUGAGGCCGCUGUACGUGACGUGGAAACAUGUUUCUGCCGAAAAAAAGUAGAAAGUGUGUGUGAGCUGAUGUGAGCAGCAUGGGUGGCAGUGAGAGCAAACAGGAUGGAGACCCUCACUCUAAAAGCACUCUGUGUGGGGAACAUGAGAGCCAGACCAAAGUUCAGAGGAACCAGCCUGGACCUCCACCCAGCUCUGUGUCCUGUAAGAGUGACCGGUCUAAAGAUGCCAUCACUAACUUUAAAGUCCAGCCUGUGUCUGCUGCAGAGAGACUGACUGAAGUCCACAAGAAGAUGAUGAUGGAGGAAGAGGAGGACAGAGCAGAGUCUGCAGGAUCCAGCUGUCCGUCUGUGAGGAGUGACCGGUCCAAAGAUCAUAAUCCAAACUUCAGUGGUGAACCUGGACCAACGAGUCUGUCAGGCUGUCUGAUCACAGAGGAAGGCUGUACUUCUCUGGCCUCAGCUCUGAGCUCCAACCCCUCCCAUCUGAGAGAGCUGGACCUGAGCUACAAUCAUCCAGGAGACUCAGGAAUGAAGCUGCUGUCGGCUGGACUGAAGGAUCCAGGCUGGAGACUGGACACUCUCAGGGUGGAGCCUGCUGGAGUCCGAUGGUUGAGACCAGGUCUGAGGAAGUAUUCCUGUCAACUCACAAUCGACACAAACACAGUGAACACAAACCUCCAACUGUCUGACAACAACAGGAAGGUGACACAUGUGGAGGAGGUUCAGUCAUAUCCUGAUCAUCCAGACAGAUUUGAUGGUUGUCAUCAGCUGCUGUGUAGCAAUGGUCUGACUGGUCGCUGUUACUGGGAGGUCGAGUGGAGAGGAGACGUUUUUAUAUCAGUGAGUUACAGAAGCAUCAGAAGGAAAGGAGAGAGUGACGACUGUUGGUUUGGAUGGAAUGAUCAGUCCUGGAGUCUGAUCUGCUCUGAUGAUGGUCCUCGUUCUGUCAGGCACAAUAACACAGUAACAUCCAUCUCCUCCUCCUCCUCCUCCUCCUCCUCUGUCUCUAACAGAGCAGCAGUGUAUGUGGACUGUCCUGCUGGCACUCUGUCCUUCUACAGAGUCUCCUCUGACACUCUGAUCCACCUCCACACCUUCAACACCACAUUCACUCAAACUCUUUAUCCUGGGUUUAGACUCUGGUCUCCUGGUUCCUCAGUGUCCCUGUGCUGAGUGUAAAGAGUGUCUCCUGUUAGAGAAACACUCUGACUGUUGAACAGUUCAGUCUGUACAUGUCUGUCUCUUUCACUCACAAACACGUUUUCACAUUCAUGGAUUCAAUCAGUUGAUGUUUGAAACUCUUCUAAAUGAUUCCUUGUAAACUUCUUCAGUCACAAACAAACAGGAAGUGAUGUCACAUGUGUUCCUGUCCACACAGCAGAAUGAGUCUAUUGCUGACAGUGAUGUACAAACAGAGUGAACAUUUCUGAGGCCCAAAAUAAACUGAGUAGUUCACUGAAUGAACACUGUGAGCUCAGUUCCUUCAUCAUUAGUAUGGAUUAUAUAUGUAUAUGUAUUAUAUUAGUAUCAUAUAUAUCAGGUGCUGCUGGUUUCAGUCAUUGUGCAAAUGUGCUGUUUGUAAGGUUGUAAAGCUGCAGUCAGCUGAGACUGAAGAAGUCACCUGAUCAGUGAGCAAACGUGAAAACGUCCAGAUGAACAGAAUCAAGCUUUUGGGAUCAGCCAGCAAUGCAGCAUCAUUGUUGUUCAGGUUCAGAGGUUUGCAGGAAUGAACUGAUGACCAGAAACAGCUGCAGAGUCCAAUCAAAUACCAGCUGGAGUUCAGCUGCAUUUGAAGAAGUCAAAGAAAAGUAAGGAUGGCAAAGGGCGAUGUUUUCUUCCAAAGAACUGAAAACAUGGUCGACGCCUCAUUAGAAGAAUCAUCUGGACAUUUGUGAGGAACUCGAACCAAGAAAGCAACACAAGAAAGCAACGUCACACAGAUCCAACAGACAGUUUCCAUGACUGCAAGUGUUCAGUGGAAAAAUGCUCCAUUGCAUUAUUGCAUCCUCUCACCACAGGAGGCGCUGUUGGCACCACUGAUUGCUGAUCAUCUCUGAUGAUCUGAUUGAUCCUGUGAAUAACGGGACUCACUGAACUCUGUGACACAGUGAAGAUUACAGAGUUUAACAUCUGACUGACGUCACACAGACAGAAGGAUGAACCAGUGAGGCACAGAACACAGUUACUGGAGAUACUGGAUCAGCUCCAUGUGAACCUCUGAUGGAGAAGCUGCUGACCCAGAGAAACAUCAGGACAUGACAGGCAGCUGCACUGAUCUAACAACAUGUAGCAGAGCUGAUCUAUGUUAGAGGAUCUAUGACAGCAGCUGAAAGUCCAACACUGGAUACCAGCUGAGCCUGUGCUGAGUGUUACAGGAAAAGAAACACUGACACUGGGAGACACAGUGAUGCUGACUGGGGCACAGAGCUGAAUGAUGCAGCAUCAGGACACUGUUUCAGUCUGACUGACAGAGAAACCUGUAGCUGCAUCUACAUGUGAGGCAGAGGCCACACAAGCAGCUUUCUAUGUUUCACAGUGACUGAGAUCUUCAGUGGGGGUGGACAUGCUCCUGUACAGACCUCUGAGGAGAACCAAGGUGCAGUCAAAGAGUCCAGUCUGUCCUCACAGAUGUCAACAUGUGCUUUCAUCAGGUCUGCUGUCAGCUAGCAGGCUCACAUCAGAAUCACUGUUCCUGAAAAACACAGUCUGUGUGACAUCAUCAGUCAGCUGAUGGUCCCAGAUCUGAAUGGUUUCUGUCUCUACUGAGGAAGUCAGAGAAUCUCACUGAGGUGUGGAUCAGGUCUGAGUGAGCUGUGGAGGGACAGCUUUAAACAGUCCACAGGUCUCACGUCCUGCUCAGUCUGGUAGCAGAUACCUCGUAUUGUUCCAGAUGUGCUGACAUCACCAGCAGCAGCAGCAGCACAGCUGUGUGAUACGAUGAAUCUCAGUUAUUGAUCCAACACACAGUAAAUACAAAGAUCAGGAUUUCUGAGAGUAAUCAUUAUGAGUCUGAACACAUGAUCACUGAAUGUUAGUCUCCACAAUAAUAAGCUAACACAAGCAAACACAGCUUUCAGCUCUUAUUUUGAAACUUCUUUAGAGAGCUGUGAUGUGAGCGUGCCUGGCUCUGAGGCACUUGGGUCAGCCUCUGUUGUUUAGAAGUGUUACAGACUGUGAGUGACACAGACCUGUCAGUUUCAUGUUUGUCUGUAACACAGCUCAGGGCUCCAUGCUGAACGCAUCCAUCCAGUGUUAUUGAUCCAGCACUAAUACCAGCAUUGGGAUCAAUACUACACAAUCACAUGUGUCCACGUGAUGGAUUUGACCAGCUUUAUUCAUUAAUGAUCAAUCAACUUAUUUACUGCAUCUGAGUCCAGCUUCAUUUAAAUGAUCCAACCAUGAAAAUGACAUCAGUCCUACAGAAGCACUUAAUGCUAACAGGAAGUCAUUGAUUAAGGUGGAAUAACACAGAGACACACAACCACUCACAGUUAACCUGACCCCACUAACUGCAUGUGUUUGGACUGUGGGAGGAAGCCGGAGUACCGGAGAGGACGCACACAAACACGGGAGAACAUGAAGCACUGAAACAAAGAUGGUGGAUUUGACCUCAGGACCAGGCACGUAAUUUCCAGGGGGGUUACGGGGGUCAUGACCCCCCAAUAAUCAGAUCCAGCCAAUAUAAUUUCAUCAUUCCAGUUUAUAAAAUUAUGAAAUAUCUUGAUUUUCUUUAAUCAUUUCAAUUAUUGGCACCAAAAUAUUUCCAUGUUUAAUCAUCUAGUAAUGUAACCCCGCCUCCUUCGCCGCAUACUUGGUAUUACCCAACCAGCUUUCUCUACCAAACCUUCACUGUUUGCUGUGUGUUUGUUAGCGCAGUCGCUGGUGCCAGAGACUGCCAGUGACUUCAGUCUGAGGGUUUGAAGUUUCCAUGUCUGUGUGAUGUGUGGUGUGAAGGCUGCUGGUUAAACUGGGACUCACUGUUUAAAGCACUGAGUGCUCAUAGAGAGAUGCUCCAUGAGUCCCAGUACAGACUACAAACAUGGUGGAAACUUAGCUUUGAUAUCCACACACUCUGCACGUCUGUGAGUAACUGUGAUGAAGAUGUGCAGAGAUCUGUGUACAAACAGGAGAAAGACUGUAAAGACUCUGUGCUUCUAACAGCCUCUGUUAACAUAUGUGAGGCUGUUUGUUGUUGUUGCCAUGGAGCUUUUCACUGUUUGGGUCAGCAGGUCAUGUGAUCAGGUUUGUUCUGCUGGACGAUGGUUCAGUGUCAGGGUUUGUUUGCAUUCAUCAAUAAAUAUCUAAAUAAAUCAAAGA